Messenger RNA from Klebsormidium nitens, 954 nucleotides. The record is from the annotation of a GenBank genome assembly. Lineage: Eukaryota; Viridiplantae; Streptophyta; Klebsormidiophyceae; Klebsormidiales; Klebsormidiaceae.
AUGGCAGGCAGUUAUGUGGUGUCUGCAGCGACAGAGAUGGGGGGAGGGCGAUAUGGCUUGUACAGCGGGCGCCCAGGGACUAUGUCCCUGGAUGACUUCCAUGACAGAUUGGAGGCAGCGUUUGCAAAGGCAAAGUCGAAGGACAAGAAGUUGGAAGCGCAUGAGUUCUUGCAGCAGCUUCCAGCCUACUUGGAGAACGAAGCGCUGCAGGUUUGGUGCAAGAAGAAGUGGGAGAUUUUGGAGGAGCCAGAGGUGGAGGAGGGGGCAACGAAGGAGCAGAAGGCAAAGGUGAUGGCGGAGUGGGAUCCAUUUGAGGACUUGGUGACACUCUUCAAGAAGGAGUUUGGGGCGGCAAGCGCUGCGCACGCAUUUGAGACUGCAGAGCGUAUCGACCUGGCGCAGGCGUACGCUGAGGGCCACAGGGGGUGGCAGGCAUCGGAGCUUGUGGGGGCGCCUGUGUUAGUGCAUGCGGCUGCGAGCAUUAGGGGGACGGUUGCGGGAGUGGCGAGGGGCAGUGACGGGGCGGGCUGCUUCCGAUGCGGGGAGCCUGAUCACGUGGCGGCGCGCUGCACCCUGAGCAGGACGACGACGUGCGGCAAGUGUGGAAAGCAGGGGCAUGCAGAGGGGGCGUGCUGGUCGAGCAACCCCAGCAUGAAGCCGGAGUGGGCCGGCAAGAAGGCGGCCCAGGGGUCGGGGGUGAUUGACCCUCGUGACAUCACGAUUGUCGAGCUAAGGGAGGAGAUAGAUCUUCGAUCUCAAGGCGAUGGUCAAGGAGCUGCGAGACGCACGGCUGGUGGAAGCACGGCGCGCAAGCCCAGCGGGCGCAGGGGUUGUGCAUGCCAACGCGGCUCAAAUCCUGGCGGAGCGCUGGCGGGUGGUGAACGAGGAGGGCGAGGAGGAGGAGUAGGCUGUGCCGAGACGGCACUGCCGAGCAUGGGGGGGGUAGCAAGCUAA